CCUUCCCUAUACCACUAUACAAGUCAAGAUGCCCAAAUCAGCAAGAAAGAACAACGGCAGUGGCGUGUCAAAGAGCGACCCCUAUGCUGGCGCCGCCUCGCGCAAAAAGGGCCAUGCCGCCAACAACGUCUUCAAGUUCAACACGGAUCUCGGUCAGCAUAUUCUCAAGAACCCCGGUGUCGCCCAGGCCAUCGUCGACAAGGCCGACCUGAAGCAGUCAGAUAUUGUCCUCGAAGUCGGACCCGGUACCGGUAACUUGACGACCAAGAUCCUGGAAAAGGCCAAAAAGGUCAUCGCCUGCGAAGCCGAUCCCCGAAUGGCUGCCGAGAUCACAAAGCGUUUUCAAGGAACUCCUGCCCAAAAGAGACUCGAAAUCAUCCUCGGAGAUGUGCUCAAGCACCCACAACUACCCUACUUCGACGUCUGCAUCUCAAACACCCCCUACCAGAUUUCCUCGCCCUUGACCUUCAGACUCUUGGCCUUGAGUCCCGCUCCUCGCUCAUGCGUACUCAUGUUCCAACGUGAAUUUGCCAUGCGUCUGUUCGCUCAACCUGGAACAAAGCUAUACUCGAGAUUGUCUGUCAACGCUCAAAUGUGGGCUAAAAUCAGCCACGUUAUGAAGGUCGGAAAGAACAACUUCAAUCCUCCUCCUCAAGUUGAGAGUGAUGUCGUCAAGAUUGUGCCCAAGGUCCCGCGUCCACAGAUCAGCUACGACGAGUGGGAUGGUCUUCUGCGCAUUUGCUUUGUCCGUAAGAACCGUACUCUUCGUAGUGGCUUCUUGGGCACCACCAGUGUCAUGGAGAUGCUCGAGUCCAACUACCGCACCUACUGCGCUCAGAACAACAUCGUACUGGAUGAUGGUCCGCUGGACCCUGCAGAUGCCGCUAUGGACACAGAUAUGGCUGCCGAUGAACAGGAUGACGAAAUGGAGGCUAUCAUGGAUGUUGACGAUGAGGAUGAUGUUCCCGACUUCUUCAGAGAGGAGGCAGACAAAAAGGCAAAGAAGCUGCUAGGCAACCCCAACCGCAAGAAGAAGGGCAAGGUGUCUGAGCUUGUGCGCCAGAAGGUCACAAAGGUGCUCAUCGAGACAACCGAACUCUGCGAGAAGCGUGCCAGAAUGUGUGACGAGGGUGACUUCUUGAAGUUGUUGUACGCCUUCAACCAGGAAGGUAUUCACUUCAGCUAGUCUUUGAACAUUACAAAAGCAUAUGGGAGGUUAAGCAUGGCGUAUUUGGAGUUCAGCUGGAGGAUUCAAUAUUUCGUUUUCGCAAAGAUACCCGACAAGAAGAGACAAUCCAUUCUACAAUAUCUUGUAUUUUCCUC
Molecule: messenger RNA, 1323 nt
Organism: Aureobasidium pullulans EXF-150
Lineage: Eukaryota; Fungi; Ascomycota; Dothideomycetes; Dothideales; Saccotheciaceae
Product: rRNA adenine dimethylase
Exons: 2
Coding region: 29-1186 (385 amino acids)
Biological process (GO): rRNA methylation
Cellular component (GO): mitochondrial matrix
Molecular function (GO): rRNA (adenine-N6,N6-)-dimethyltransferase activity
Source: RefSeq, a predicted model, not a curated record